Nyctereutes procyonoides (raccoon dog) is the source of this 1165-nucleotide messenger RNA. RefSeq names its product H1.6 linker histone, cluster member (gene H1-6). Gene Ontology annotation, biological process: nucleosome assembly. The record is from RefSeq and is a predicted model, not a curated record. Bases 1 to 639 code for a protein of 212 amino acids. The transcript has a single exon. Gene Ontology annotation, molecular function: structural constituent of chromatin; DNA binding. Gene Ontology annotation, cellular component: nucleosome. Lineage: Eukaryota; Metazoa; Chordata; Mammalia; Carnivora; Canidae.
AUGUCUGAGACGGUUCCAGCGGCUGCAGCUGGCACUGCUUUGGCUUCUAUGGAGAAUCCCUCAGCCAAGAAGAGAGGGAAGAAACCAGGGGGCAUACCAGAGGCCGCCCCCAAGGCCCCAGGCCUCUCUGUGUCCAAGCUGAUCAUGGAAGCCCUCUCCGUGUCUCAGGAGCGAGCAGGUAUGUCCCUGGCCGCGCUCAAGAAGGCGCUGGCGGCCGCCGGCUACGACGUGGAGAAGAACAACAGCCGCAUCAAGCUGGGCCUCAAGAGCCUGGUGAGCAAGGGGACCCUGGUGCAGACCAAGGGCACCGGCGCCUCGGGCUCCUUCAAGCUCAGCAAGAAGGCUCCUCUUCCUACACCUGCCAAGAGCAGGGUCAAGAGGCCGCCUUCCACCAAGACCAAGAGGCUGGUCUUGUCCAGGGAUUCCAAGUCUCCGAAGGCUGCCAAGACCAACAAAGCCAAGAAGCCCGGGGGUGCAGGCGCACAGAAGGCUGCUUGUAGUGGCAGGAAGGCCAAAGGUGCCAAAGACAAACAGCCCCAGAAGAGCCCAGGCAAGGCCCCCACUGGGAAACCCAAGGCGGCCAAGCCCAGGCUCAACCAGCAGAAGGUCAACCCGCGGAAGGCGGUGUCCAAGAAGUGAGCCAGAGCAAGCCCCCUUAAUGAACCCAAAGGCUCUUUUAAGAGCCACUCCAAGUGCUUUAAAAGCGGCAUGGCACUGAACUUGUAGAAGUUUCUAUACGGUCGCUCAUGAGGUCUCUUAGUAAGAAGUAGAAAAGGUCUUCUAUUUCAAAGUCCUUUGCCUCGUUGAAAAGUGGGUUGCUGCACACUAUAGAGUAGGGCACAUGGCCUUGGGUAACCUCCAUACUUCUCCAGGCAGACUAAUGCUUAAGGUCGAGUAAGGCAUGGAGGUCAGCUCUGCACAAACCAGACUUCUUUGAGUGGUUACGUUGCAGUUCGAUCUUUUAUUUGGUGCUGUUGUACUAAGUAGGAUUUCGUAACUGUCUACAACUUUCUGGGGGUCAGUACCUGGGAAUCAAAUAACGAUUUGGACUGGGGGAUUUUAAGUCCUUGAGGGAGUUUUUCAUUUGGUAAAAAGUAAUAAGUUUACAGUUGAAAGCAUACUGAAAUAACAUCCUCAUUCCCAAAAUACUGUAGUCACAUUUAAG